AUGCGUUUUGUCUACUCCGCUGCUGCCGCUCUCGUCGCUGUUUUCGCUUCGAGCGACGCGGCUUCAAAUGGUGCCGACGCGAACGCUCUGCUCGAGUCCGACGUGUCUGUUGUGGCUCGCGUGACGGACGGCAACGCCUACGACGUGGACACGCAGAGGCUUUUGCGCGAGGCUCUUGACGACGAUGAGUCGAUGCUGCCUGCGGAUUUUGAGGAGAGAGCUCCUGGUGGAGCAGUCGUUGAAGAAGCGGCGCCGAAACUCGAAAAGGCCCUCAGUGGUGUACUUCAUGCCGGAGAAGUUGGCGGAGGGGCGGGCGCCCGGCUGGCGGAAACGGCUAUCGCCAAUAAUCAACGGAUCGAAGAAAUCCAAAGAGGAGCUGUCACCAAAGUCCAACACGUCGAAGAAACCCAUGGAGGGGUUGCCGCUAAAGAGCAACACGUCGAAGAAAUCCAGGCGACGACAAAACUCUCUUGGACGAAACGUCAAUGGGAGAAGUUUGUGAAUUUUCUCAAUAAAUCGAAGCUCUUCCGAGACUUCAUGGCGUGGAUCAAGUCGCACAAGGCCAAAGGCAAACCGGUCGGUGAAGGCAAGACUGCAGACGCGAACAAUGGCAAGAAACUCGAGGACGCGGUUGAAGACGCCGGAACUGUCGGGACUGCUGGAGCUACUCGCGCUGUCGACCCCAAUGGAGCAGCGAACGCGGGCGUUCACCCUACUGGAGCUCACUCCGAAACUAUUCCUAAUGGAGCAGCGAACGCGGGUGGUCGCCCUACUGCAGAACAGCCCAAGCCACCUGCGAUUUCCGAGGAGCUUCCUAUUCGUGCCGAGCCCAAGCCACAACCGAGUGUCGAGAACCCGUCUGUUGUGGCUAAGGACAAGCCACAACCGAGUGUCGAUAACCCGUCUGUUGUGGCUAAGGCCAAGCCACAAUUGAGUGCCGAAGAUCGCCUCGAUGCAGGAGUGGAGCCAUCAGUAGAUACUAUGAGUCUUCGGAGUAUCCCUUUCAAUUUAGCGUCACUCGAUGGCAAAGGACAUCACAAAUGGGGAUUUUGA
Molecule: messenger RNA, 1053 nt
Organism: Hyaloperonospora brassicae
Lineage: Eukaryota; Oomycota; Peronosporomycetes; Peronosporales; Peronosporaceae
Source: the annotation of a GenBank genome assembly